UACCAAUUAAACCCAACCCAACCCCACCUCACAUAUCCCUCUCUCUCUCUCUCUCUCUCUCUGAUCUGAUAUCUGUUUGUGAGGGGAUUAGGAUCCGAUUGAUUAGCAUGGAGAGCACUGAUAACAGUACAACUGUGACUAAUACUAGCACUCCUACUUCAUCAUCGCCGGGCUCUCUGUCUCCCUCUUCUCGCUCGUCAUCUCCUCCUCCACCUCCUCCUCAGCCUGCGCCUCCGGUGAUCAUCAGUCCCUGCGCGGCCUGCAAGAUCCUGAGGAGAAGGUGUGCUGAGAAAUGCGUCCUGGCACCUUAUUUCCCACCCACCGAGCCUGCCAAGUUCACCAUUGCUCAUCGAGUCUUUGGUGCUAGCAAUAUCAUCAAGUUCCUACAGGAUCUUCCGGAAUCACAGAGGGCAGAUGCUGUCGCAAGCAUGGUGUACGAGGCCAGUGCAAGGAUCAGGGACCCCGUCUACGGCUGUGCAGGGGCGAUCUGCCAGCUGCAGAAGCAAGUGAGUGAGCUCCAGGCUCAGCUGGCCAAGGCCCAGGCCGAGAUCGUCAACAUGCAGUGCCAGCAGGCGAACCUCGUGGCCAUGCUGUGCAUGGAGAUGGCAGCGCAGACCUCCCACCCCCCGAUGCUGCAGCACCUGAGCGACACUUCCCUCAACAGUCCUCGCAGCCACCAGAACAGCCCCAGCUUCCUCGAUGACGCGACCAACCCGAGCUUAUUCUGGGAGCAGAUGCUCUGGACGUAAUGAGAUGGACAGGCACAAUCAGUCGCCACUCCUACAUAGGACCGACCGACCGACCGACCGACUGGGACUAGUUAGAAAUCUAGGAACGUUCCGAUGAAAUUCUCCUAAUCCCUUUGGCGAAUUAGCUAGAAGAAUUAAGUUAGCGCCAUGGGUUAGGAGGAGCUAAAGGACAUUACGUAAUAAAAAAUUGACUCUUAGACUAGUUACCAAAGUAUAGAUUGUAGUAUAGGAGGGAAAUGUUAGUUAAUGGUCAAGUCUUUCUCUUUCUUAAAAGUCAUGACAAAAGUAGAAAGAAAUGAGUCCAUUUCCAUUUUCCUCAAAAAAAAAAUGUAAUCUUUUGUUUUUUUAAUGAGAUCGCAAAUAUCCUUAAUUUAUUAA
Molecule: messenger RNA, 1127 nt
Organism: Punica granatum (pomegranate)
Lineage: Eukaryota; Viridiplantae; Streptophyta; Magnoliopsida; Myrtales; Lythraceae
Source: RefSeq, a predicted model, not a curated record